CCGCUCAAGGCUACCGGAGUAAUCAAACGCCGCUCAUCACUGCCCCAUAUCGCUCAAGAACAUCCUCCUUCUUCACUAUAGGUGGCUUUGUUUUGGCGCGGCGGAAUCUAUAAUUUUUUACUUUAAUGUUAUCGUGAGCAAAUGCAACAGCUAAGUUUUGAGAUUGAUGGUUAGGACGAUGGCGUAUCACAUGAUUGACAAUGAUGGUAGGUACAAAGGUACUGGAAAGGUGGCAAUCAAGGCUGCUGAUGGGCAUAUAUCGACAAAGAAAUCAAGGGGUAAUUGCGGCGGCGGCGGCGGCGGCGGCGACGUAGCCGAGCGUGUCAUCAAUGACAUAUUUUAGCCAAUCACGCGAGCAAAUAGUAGUCGUAUGCAUUUUAGCCGACUGCGGGUUCAAGCAUAUCCAAACUUCCUGGAUCGGAGAAUCUUGACUAUGUCGGUCACUAGUCGAUUGUGGGGAAGCCUGAUUAUUAAGGAACAUAGCUCCGAAUUCGAGAGCAAAGCUGGCAUGCCCGGGCUUGGCUGAGGGCUAAGUUCUGCCAUUUCGUCCUUGCUUUGUGGUGGCUGGUUGCUUCACCAACUCCUCCCUGAAUGGCAUGGCCUUAUUAUAUUAUUGGUCCUCAAUUCCAUAUCGGUUCGUAUCGGUUAUAAUAAUGUGUAUAUCGGUGGGCGUUGUAAAACAUUUUCAAGUCGCGCGGCGGCCGCGAACUGCUGGUCUCAGGCUCUGUGAUUGCGGGGCGGUUGAAGACGAAAUGCAUGUCUUUGUGGAAAGCCCCGCGUACGCAAGUAGUACACGGGCUAAAUACGAACGUGACCUCGCGUUUCAAGGGCGCAACAUGCGCACGAUUAUGACCGAGGCCCCACCCCUGGCGCUAGCCAGGUUCCUCUCGGAAGUCUGGGAGACCCGGCACGUUGCUCUUAAGGCGCUGCGUGCUGAAGCGGACGAGGGGGGGCGAUGGUGGUCCACCACGUAG
This is a messenger RNA of Volvox carteri f. nagariensis, 974 nucleotides long. RefSeq lists its product as uncharacterized. The coding region runs from base 597 to 974 and encodes 125 amino acids. Lineage: Eukaryota; Viridiplantae; Chlorophyta; Chlorophyceae; Chlamydomonadales; Volvocaceae. The record is from RefSeq and is a predicted model, not a curated record. The transcript has 3 exons.